AUGGUAAAACAGACGAUUCAGAUAUACGCUCGUGUAAAACCGAACAAGAAAAAUACCGCGGUGUACUCUGUCAACAACGAGGAUCCAGCAAGUUCUUCCCUGGAAUUUGUAGUGCCCAAGGAAGUAGCUGAUGGUUUUGUUAACAACAAGAGGGAGUGCUUCAACUUUAGGUUUCAAAAAGUGUUUGAUCAAGCAACGAAACAAGAUGAGAUCUUUGAACACAUUGCAAAACCAGUUGCAGAGAGUGUAUUGGCUGGUUACAAUGGCACCAUCUUUGCCUAUGGUCAAACAGGCAGUGGGAAGACAUUCACAAUCACAGGAGGGGCAGAGCGCUACAAUGAUCGAGGCAUUAUUCCCCGCACACUUUCAUACCUCUAUGAGCGCUUUGGUCAGGACAGCAGUACAGUGUAUAGUACCCACAUUUCAUACCUGGAGAUUUACAACGAAAUGGGUUAUGACCUCUUGGAAUCCAGAAAUGAAGCAUCUCAAUUGGAGGACCUACCCAAAGUAAUUAUCAUGGAAGAUUCUGACCAGAAUAUCCAUCUCAGGAAUCUUUCAUUGCAACAAUCUGCAAAUGAAGAGGAAGCUCUCAAUCUGUUAUUCUUGGGCGACACCAAUCGAAUGAUUGCAGAAACCCCCAUGAAUCAGGCUUCAACACGGUCCCACUGUAUUUUCACGGUGCACUUGUGUAGGCGCGAACCAGGCUCUGCUACCGUGGUACGAUCCAAACUCCACCUAGUGGACCUGGCCGGGUCGGAUCGGGUCAGCAAGACAGGCCUCAAUGGGCACUUGCUCACUGAGGCCAAAUACAUCAACCUUUCCCUUCAUUACUUAGAACAGGUGAUAAUUGCUCUGUCAGAGAGAAAUCGCUGCCAUAUUCCAUACAGGAACUCAGUGCUGACAUCUGUGCUGAGGGAUAGCCUUGGUGGCAACUGCAAGACCACUAUGAUUGCUACUUUGGCAGUUGAUAAACGGAACCUAGAUGAGUCCAUCUCUACAUGUCGCUUUGCACAGCGGGUGGCUAUAAUCAAGAAUGAAGCAAUAUUGAAUGAAGAACUUGAUCCUACAUUGUUGAUUACUCGCCUGAGGCAGGAGGUUCAGUCUCUGAAGGAGGAGCUGACCAUGCUGACAGGAGAGCAGCGAGAUGACCAGCUAACUGUGGAAGAGAAGCAGAUGUUGGGAGAGUCAGUGAAGACCUUUCUAGAUGACCCUGAUCCAGAUGUGACACUGACUUUGGGACCAGACAUGAGAAAAAUCCAGCACUGUUUUUACCUUCUGAAGAUGAUGAUUCUGGGCAAUAGAAGUGGAAACUGCAGUAAUCGUGAUAUACAGGAGUCACCAACAGCCUUACUGGAGGAGAAAGACAUUCAAGAGCCCCACUGUGCAGAGGAAGUGAACAAACUUAAAGAGUUGCUGGUUCAGCGUGAUAAUGAAAUCCGUAUCCUGGUUAAGAUUUUGAAAAGGGAGGGGAAAAUAGCCAAUGAGAGCUCAAUACAGCUUGCAAGUAUUUCCAAUGGACAUAGGCAUACCAGCAAGAGUGAUGCAAGUUUGGCAGCAAUGCUACUCCAAACGGCGGGAAACAAUAAACCCAAUUCAACUGGUACGAUAGGACAAGCUGUACAGUGCAUGCAAAGAGGACCUCAAUUCUCAAUGGGAAAGCAAGAGGCCUUUGAGACCUUUCUCGCAGAACAUGAUGACCAUCAUAUCAUUGAAGACAACAAAAGUCUGCUCAAACAGAGGUCUGCAGAAGCUAGAAAACUUGGAGAGCAACUUCAUGACGUCAGAGAAAAAAUCAAUGAAUAUAAGAAGCAGUUGGAACUUCGCCGAAGACAGCAGGCCGCUUAUGGUGUGACUGAAAAUCACAAAGAUGUUGGAGAGGAAGUGGAUCCAGUGGAGGAAAACCUGCGCGUACACAUCGAGCAAGAGAAAAAGAUUUAUAAGAGCACUGCUGGCCGGUUGAAAGCAUUGAGAACAGAGAUUGAACACCUGCAACUUCUGUUGGAGAGGGCCAAGGUCAAACUCCAAAGGGACUUCCAAAAGUGGUGGAACGAAGAAGCUUCCAUUGUGCAGGAGUCAAAAGAGAAAGCCAGCCAUUGGACUAAAUCCCUGUGUGGAACCUUGCCGCCAUCUUCACAUUGCACUCCAGGUUUUGAAACCCUCAUCCCCAAGACAGCAAGGUCCAAUACAGUGCGAGAGGAACAAGAGGCAGGGUUCACUUCAUCAGAGUGGAGAGUACUAUCCAAGUCCUCCCUCCCGCCUUCUUCAAUCCCCCUGACUGGUGAUCAGCAGGCUGAUGCAGACAUCCUGGCCUUCAUCAGAGCUCGCCAAAACCUCCUCAACAGGGCAGAUUGCAAAGACUCAGAUUCAGACUGUGAGCAUGGAUGCGUGGACGAGGUGAACCCAAAUGCAGGUAAACGGGGAGGCGAGGCAGGAUGGUGA
Messenger RNA from Nerophis lumbriciformis (worm pipefish), 2439 nucleotides. The record is from RefSeq and is a predicted model, not a curated record. NCBI's taxonomy places the organism in Eukaryota, Metazoa, Chordata, Actinopteri, Syngnathiformes, Syngnathidae.